Molecule: messenger RNA, 1041 nt
Organism: Cladophialophora immunda
Lineage: Eukaryota; Fungi; Ascomycota; Eurotiomycetes; Chaetothyriales; Herpotrichiellaceae
Exons: 2
Coding region: 426-683 (85 amino acids)
Cellular component (GO): intracellular membrane-bounded organelle; membrane
Molecular function (GO): heme binding
Source: RefSeq, a predicted model, not a curated record
CUCUGCUGAUCGAUUAAUAUUCCCGCCGGUGAUCAAUCUUUGACGUUUGUUUCUUCGACCUCUGUUAUAGAGUAAUCUACGACGCUUGCAUCACCCUCCGCCCGAUUGUAUAUAACGUCGAUUGAUUUGCAGCCUGUCUCGCCGCUGGAGUCCGCUCAUACCCUCGUCCUCCCGCCUCCUGCAUCUCGAGCGCACUCGGCACACGACCUGUCUUUUUUAACGGUAUCCUCGGAAAUCGUUCUCGGACAAAGUGGCAGCCUUAUCCUAGUCAUCAGAAGCUGUUGCUUUUAAGGCUAGUCGAAGCAAGCUCCGCGAACGCGCCGCCUCACUUCCCCAGUCAGCGACAAGCUCGACCGCCAUUGCAUACAUCCGCCUAAACCCACCGAUACCUCUGGCUAAAAUACUUCCUCCAUAAUAUUUUCAAGAUGUCCAAAACAUUCACGACCGCCGAUGUGGCUAAACACACCGCCACCGCCAGCGAUGGCAUGUACAUCAUCAUUGAUGGGUCUGUGUACGACGUGACCAACUUUGUGGACGAGCACCCUGGUGGAGCAAAGAUUUUGAAACGAGUUGGCGGCAAGGAUGCUACAAAGCAAUUCUGGAAGUAUCACAAUGAAUCUGUCCUUAAGAAGUAUGGUCCCAAAUUGAAGAUCGGUUCGAUCGGCGAGAAGGCCAAGCUGUGAGGGACCAUUGUCGCGUUAGAAUUGAAGUUCCGGGGAGAACAACACCGAAGACAAGAAAGGCUCUGUUGGGGGGUUGCAGUUUCUCGAGUUGGAAUCAACCCCAUGUUGAAGACUCGCAUGUUCGAUCAUCAAUGGGGUGAAUGAGAUAAGAGCCAAGGCCCCAGUGACUUGUAGAGGAACAGGAUCAGAGUGGUCCUUAGAGCUGCGACGGUGACGGUUCAGACCUUGCAUUUUGAGGCGUGGAUAUCGUCUUAUAGAUGACUUACCUUGCAUCUAGUAGAAAAUCCGAUAGAUAUGGCGCUAUAUCCAACCUCGGCUCUGGGAUCCUGUGAUUACCGGAUAGAAAGCUGCUCUAGAC